Messenger RNA from Spodoptera littoralis (African cotton leafworm), 4060 nucleotides. NCBI's taxonomy places the organism in Eukaryota, Metazoa, Arthropoda, Insecta, Lepidoptera, Noctuidae. The record is from the annotation of a GenBank genome assembly.
ACAAAAAAUUCAUAAUAAACGAAUACCAAUUUAUCUGUACAGAUACGGAGGACAGUAGCGGCGAGAUACCAGCGCUUCCUGACCAGCUGUGACCCUAUAACCUCGCACAUCGACAAAAUGCCUUAUCACCGCACUAUUACCAACUUAUUGACCGGGAAGGUUCGUUAUCAGUCGCCAACGAAACCCGCCAGCGUAAACAUGAACAUGAAAUAAGUGAUAUGAACUCAAUUAACGUGAUACACUUGUGGACGAAUGAUGUGCGUUAAAUCUUUAAGAUGGGUGAUCUGCUACCGAGUAUACCGAGGAGUACGUUCGCGAGUGAGGUAGACGGAGGGAAUUACAGCCUCGAGGGCCCGAGAGUGACAGAGUACCGGUCUGACGCGGAGCUGGCCGCUGUGGAGCUGUUCCGUGACUACCCGGAGCCACUGCUUCGCUUCGCUUCCGUGUGCUGCGUGCUCUUCAUGCUCGUCGGCAUCCCUGGCAACCUCAUCACCAUUGUUGCACUUGCAAGGUGCAAGAAGGUUCGCAACGCUACCGCAGUGUUCAUAAUGAACCUGUCAUGUUCCGACCUCUUGUUCUGCUGCUUCAACCUGCCGCUCGCUGCGUCCACCUUCUGGCGCCGUUCCUGGGCUCACGGCAGAAUCCUCUGUCGAAUGUUCCCCCUCGCGAGAUACGCACUCGUUGCAGUAUCUCUCUUCACGGUCCUGGCUAUCACAAUCAAUAGAUAUGUGAUGAUCUCCCAUCCACGUCUAUACCCCAAGUUGUAUCGACGUCAAUACUUAGCAGUAAUGGUGGCAAGUACUUGGGCUUUCUCAUUUGGAGCAUUAAUAGCAACGUGGUUAGAAAAGUGGGGCAGAUUUGGCUUGGAUCCUACGAUUGGUUCCUGUUCAAUACUUCCCGACAAAAAUAAUCGAUCCCCGAAAGAAUUCCUCUUUGUGGGUGCCUUCAUGUUGCCCUGUCUGGCCAUUGUGAUUUGCUAUGCUAGAAUAUUUUGCAUUGUUAGAGAAGCAGCAAGAAAGUCACGAGCCCCAGCACGAGGGCGAUCCCGGCCAGGAUUAGAAGACUCUGCAGUUGGUUCAGCUUCAACAGCAUUGGAACGAUCUCCUGGCCCCGAAAAUGGAAUCAAUCACGUAGCUCCACCAAGAAGGGCUCUCCUAGCACCACCAGCACUGCACUGUCCUCCGACACCCGGACCUGAGCGGUCGUCGUCGUCUGGUGUUGAUACAUUAGAUGGCCACGACGAGGAGUGCGCACUGGACGCUAAGCCUAGAACACCGAGUGGUGGUGAAACUGCUAAACGUCUUAGACAAGCUGCAGUCGCAUUAAGACGGUCACCAGCUUCUGUAAGACCACCUCGACUGACGCCAAAAGACAGAAAGUUACUAAAGAUGAUAAUGGCAAUAAUGUUAUCGUUUUGGGUGUGUUAUUUGCCCAUAACUUUGACGAAGAUAUUUCGAGAGUUUACGUCGCAUCCAGCGGCGAAUAUAGCGGGGUAUAUACUGAUAUACCUGACGACGUGUAUCAACCCCAUCAUUUAUGUGGUGAUGUCGUCUGAGUACCGGCAGGCGUACAAGAACCUACUAAUGUGUCGUCGCUGGGCGUGACGUUCGCCCGGCGAUGGCGCCUCCGAGAAGCGCCCGCCGUGACUAGUCGUAAAUCGCUGGACAGCCUGAAUAACUGCAAAUAAUGGACACUCAAGUACAUGUGUGUAAAAGAUAAGUGACCAUAAACUGGUGUAGUGUAGUGACAGCGUUAACUUAUUUGUGUAUACGUAGAAGACGUUCAGUUACGUAGACAAUUUUGUAAUCGCGAACCGUCCGUGAUUGUGCUUAGAGGUGGGAAAGGAAGCAAUUACAAUGUUUUAUACUGAAGUAGAUAUUAUGAUAUUAUACAUGAUAUUUAAAUUACAUAGUAAUCUCGUAUAUACUCAGCGCGAUCAUACGGAUGCCCAAAUGAAACAUCCUACGGUCGUAUUAAUCAUCUCAUUCAGUGUAUUUAGUGAUUUACAUUUUUAUCAUCAAAAUGAUAUGAAUGAGUCAUUGUUAAUGUUUAAUGGUACAUUGUAAAGUAUUACAUUCGGAACUUAGCAAUAAGUCAAUGAAAGUGAACUAAGUUGGGAAGCAAUAUUAAAGUAGUGACGACGUGUCGGGCUAUAGUGAACCUCUGGAGCACUAUCAAUCUCGGGCGUACCCAUGACAGUUAAAUUGACUCAUUAAGGAAAAUAAAAUAAACAAAAGGUUAAAUAUUGAGUCUUUGUAUUCAUUUGUAUUCAAAUGUUUGCUAUUGAGUGACGUGUUUUAAGUUGUGUUGUUGAAAAUGGGUGAAUCUUCUAUAUGGGGUGUUGACAAUGCGAGUGGGAUACCUGGAUUGCACUCGUACGACUCUGAUGCAGCACUGGCUGCGGUGGAGUUGUUCGAGGGCUACGACCAGCCUCUGCUGCGCUUCGCCUACAUUAGCUGCAUGCUGUUCAUGCUCAUCGGCAUCCCUGGCAACCUCAUCACUAUCAUUGCACUGGCAAGGUGCAAGAAGGUCCGCAAUGCAACAGCCUUCUUCAUCAUCAACUUGUCCUGCUCUGACCUGCUGUUCUGCUGCUUUAUCCUGCCACUAGCUGCGUCCACAUUCUACAACAGAUCCUGGGCUCAUGGCAAGAUCCUGUGCUACAUGUUCCCGUUCGCCAGAUAUGCAUUGGUAGCAGUCUCACUGUUCACCGUCCUGGCCAUCACGAUCAACAGAUACGUGAUGAUCUCCCAUCCCCGACUCUAUCCCAAAUUGUAUACAACCAGAAAUAUCUGCUUCAUAACGGCAGGCAUUUGGAUCUUCUCGUUCAGUGCGUUGUUACCCACGUGCUUCGAGGUUUGGGGCGAGUUCAGUUUGGACCCCAUCACUGGUUCCUGUACCAUCGUUCCUGAUGACAACCAGAAUUCACCAAAGAAAUUCCUUUUCAUCAUCGCUUUCAUCCUCCCGAGUCUAGCAAUUAUUUUAUGUUACGCUAGAAUAUUGUGGAUUGUUAGAAAAACCGCAAAGAAGUCACGAAACCCUCCUACGCAAAUGAAGGCUUUGAGCAUGAGUACCACGACAAUUGCAACCAGAUCUAUAGAUUUGGACAAACGCCCACCCAGGUACACAGUGCCCUCGUUUCCCAUGAACUGCUUCAUACACACAGCGGCUGAAAUAUCAAGCGAUAGUUCCACGCCAUCGGAUACAGAGAGACAGUCUGUGACCCCUCAGGACAAUACGCCUCGAUUUGGACAUGAUAAUAAAAAUUUCCGUCGAAGCUUCAUAGCCACGAUGAGGUGGACCACAAUACCUGCGAAGCCACGUCUUCCAACAAAGAAAGACAAGAAGUUACUAACUAUGAUAGUAGCUAUCAUGGUCUCAUUUUGCGUCUGUCACUUGCCUAUCACCCUUAUGAAGACAAUAUUCUUUGAAACGACGACACACUCAGUAGCACACGUGUUCGGGUAUGUACUCAUUUAUUUCACAACAUGCGCGAACCCCGUCAUCUACGUCGUCAUGUCUAAUGAAUACAGACAAGCAUACAAAAGUGUAUUUAAAUGUAAACGAUGAGAUUGUUUCUUUUUAUUCGUGUAAAUACUCAAUAGUGUUAUAUCUAAGUGCGAUAUUAACGAAAUUGAAUGCUGUUCGGCAGUGAUAAAGUCCUUAAUCGAACGGUUUAGAUCCAGACAUGGAGAUUGUCAUAGCAGAUUACUCGUACGUAGGUACUUGUAUCAUGAUUGUGAUAUUCGGGUAUCUCUCUAAUAAAACGUAAUUGAAAAUAUACUAAUAACUAUAACAAUAAUUUAUUACAUUCCGAUUUAAAUCAACAAGUCAUGUAGCUAACGAUGCCAUAUGAAUAACUUUCAGCUGUCUAAGUCAAUACGAGUCGAUUCUAUUUGUCUAAUACGUGUAAAUAUUUAUUAACUAAGCUUUAGCAAUAAUUUGUAGCAAAGAACUUUACCUAAGAUAAUGUUAGAAAGCAAUGGUAAUUACUCAGAUUUAUCGUAUACUAUUAGAUCGAAAACAUCAUAAGAAAUUGGAAAUGGGUAAACGAAAAAUUUUC